AUGGGCCAGCUUCUCACUAGCCUCAAUCUCCGCGGUGGUGAAGCGAUCGUACCUGAGCUGGGCUUUGACAUUGAGACUGCCACUCCUUCUUCAGACGAACUUUCUCUUUAUAAUCAACUCUCCCAGCUGCUCGUACAACCUGGCCCUAGUUUACUCGAGGCACUUUCUCAAUACACAUCCGGUUCGGAAUUGAUUCGAGAUGCAAUUGCAACACCAAACCCUGAAAACGAAAACAGAGCCUGGGAAGCAGUCUUACCAACCGUAGACAUGCUCCGAGACUUUUAUGAAUAUGCCGCCGAUCUGAAAAAAACACUUCCAAGGCUUCUAGAUGUUCUCUGUCAGGGCAAUGUUAGCAAGAAUUUAGAGAGCCACCAAGGAUUAACAAAGUUAUUUGCUGAUCUAUUGGACUUUGUGUUUGAAUUUGAUAAUCUAAAGAUGAGAAACCCUACCCUUCAAAAUGACUUUUCAUACUACCGCCGUAUGCUGCAGCGAGGUAGAUACAGUUCGACCGAUCGACCUUCAUUGGACGAACCAGUGUCAGAUCUCCGGAGUGCGAUGGUAGAAGAUGAUCGGGCGAAUCAAAUAUCACUCUUUAUUGCCUAUCCUACACCCAUGAUGAAAUGCGUCAUUGACACAACAACCGAAUAUGUGGAAAAGAAUGAGCUCCAGAAGAGUGUUGGUGAAUGUCUGGCUGCUCUCUGGGCUGCUUGUUUUCAAACAGUUAGCAAAAAGAGAAACUUGAAUCCCGAACUCUCUUCAUUUUGUCUCAAGGUCAUGGUGGUUUCGAUCAUUCUCUAUGAUCACAUUGAUCCCAACGGUGCCUUUUCAAAAGGAUCUCCAAUCAAUGCAAGUCCUUGUGAAUCCAGUGCAUCUAAUCUUCUGUCUGCGUUACGAUACAAUUCAAAGCAUCUCAAUGACGACUCUACCCCGAAAGGUGUCAAGAACAUGGUGUUGGCAGCCUAA
Molecule: messenger RNA, 963 nt
Organism: Phycomyces blakesleeanus NRRL 1555(-)
Lineage: Eukaryota; Fungi; Mucoromycota; Mucoromycetes; Mucorales; Phycomycetaceae
Exons: 6
Coding region: 1-963 (320 amino acids)
Biological process (GO): regulation of actin filament polymerization
Molecular function (GO): small GTPase binding
Source: RefSeq, a predicted model, not a curated record